This is a messenger RNA of Erpetoichthys calabaricus (reedfish), 2883 nucleotides long. It is a transcript of the gene ankk1, whose product is annotated as ankyrin repeat and kinase domain containing 1. The transcript is spliced from 8 exons. Gene Ontology annotation, biological process: protein phosphorylation; regulation of cell cycle process. Lineage: Eukaryota; Metazoa; Chordata; Cladistia; Polypteriformes; Polypteridae. Gene Ontology annotation, molecular function: ATP binding; protein kinase activity; protein binding. Gene Ontology annotation, cellular component: cytoplasm. The record is from RefSeq and is a predicted model, not a curated record. Bases 62 to 2401 code for a protein of 779 amino acids.
CCCUGCUGAGUUGCUAAGAGCAUGUGCAACAAUACAGGAGCAAAAACAUAAAUCAGGGUUCAUGGCUUUACCUGAAGGUGAGCAGCUGAGAAAUCUCAGUUGUUUUGAAAAAGAUGACUUUGAGCCCAACUGGGUGAAAAUUGCAGCUGGUGGAUUUGGCCAGAUCUACAAGGUGAAGCACAAGUUAUGGAGAGAGACAUUUGCAGUGAAAUGCUGUUCAGCUGUGCCCUGUGACACAGAACUCUUUAGAAAUCUGAUGGAAGAAGCAGCCAAAAUGGGGAAGAUGGAGUUUCGAUUUAUUCUACCCAUUUAUGGAAUCUGCAAAGAUCCACCUGCCCUGGUGAUGGAAUACAUGAUAAAUGGCUCAUUAGACAACAUACUUUGUAGUCAGAAGCUCACAUGGUCCAAGAAGUUUCAAAUCAUCCAUGAAGUAACCAUGGGAAUGAACUUCCUGCAUUGCAUGACACCACCUUUGCUGCACCUUGACCUGAAGCCAGGGAAUAUUCUUCUAGAUGAAUACUUGCAUGUUAAGAUUUCAGAUUUUGGACUAUCCAAAUGGAAAGAGUAUUCAAGCAGAAUGGAACUUUUAGACCGAUCAGCUGUCAGAGGAACAAUUAGCUAUAUUCCUCCUGAAAUGUUUUUAGAGAAUAGUCGACCUCCUGGCACCAAAACUGAUGUUUACAGCUUUGCUAUUGUCAUUUGGGGAAUCCUGACACAGAGAAUACCCUACCCAGGGGCCAACAUAAUGACUGUAAUCUUCAAAGUAGCAGUAGGAGAAAGGCCUAGUCUGGAGAACCUCCCAGAGGAUAGGCCCUUUGAAUGUGAACAAAUGAUUGACUUAAUGCAAAGAUGUUGGGACCAGGAGUCAAAGAACAGACCAAGUUUUGCAGAUAUUGUUAAAGAAACUGAAGUACUCAAUGAAAUGAUAAAGUCAGUAGAUAUAGCACAUGGAUCUAAUGAUGAAGGAAAGACUCAUCAGCUUGUGUACUGCAAACAGUCCAGCAGCAUCAAAGAAGCACCACAAGUGGAGAAGGAGCCAGUGGCAAAGCCAGGUGAUGAACAGUCAGAAAACUUUAUCAUCAGUGUUUUAGCAAAAAAGGACUUUGACACAUUUAAAACCAUUGUCAAGGAAGAAGAUGUAUUUGUGAUUUACGAGGACAACUAUACCUUGCUGCACUAUGCAGUGGCCAGUGGAGAUUUUAAAACAGUGAAAGAAGUGCUGCAAAUGGGGGCGGUUGUUAAUUCCCAAAGUAUAAAUGGCUACACUCCACUAAUCACAGCUGCUUUGUAUCGACAUUUUGACAUUUGCUGUUUGUUAAUUGAACAUAAGGCGGAUGUGAACUUAACCGAUGAAGACAAAUGGACCCCUCUGCAUUUUGCAGCUCAAAAUGGAGAUGACAGAAUUGCUCGUCUUUUGCUAGACAAUCACGCCACAGUUAAUUCUAGAGAACGUGAUGGAUGGACACCUCUUCAUUUGUCAUGCCAAAAUGGCCAUGAAAAUGUUGUACGUGUUCUGCUACCUCGCAAUGCAGAGAUUGACCUGCAGGAAAAUGAGAACCGGACAGCUCUUCAUAUUGCAGCUUCCUACGGUCACAUAAGUAUUGUUACUCUUCUGAUAAAACACAGAGCUGAUUUAAACAAAAAGCAAAAUGAGAGUCAAACACCUUUGCAUCUUGCCUCAGAAAAAGGACAUUUUAGAGUAGCAAGACUGCUAGUUAAAAGUGGAGCCGAUGUCAACAGUCUGGAUAAUAAUAACUAUACAGUUCUUCACAUGGCUGCCUUAAAGGGACACAAUGGAAUAUGUAGACAUCUACUAAAACAUGGAGGCAAUCCAAAUUUGAAAACAUCACAAGGCUGGACACCAUUACACUUGGCAUCUUUCCAAGGGCGGUCUGCCACAGUGCGAUUGCUGCUAGAAAAUCAGGCUGAACUUAAUGCAAGAGGAGAAAAGGGUUGGACGCCCCUCCAUCUGGCCACUCGCUAUGGUAAGGAAGAAGUGAUCACAGAGCUCCUAAAGGCUAAUGCUGACCCUAACAUAGCAGAAGAUUCUGGCUGGACUCCGCUCCACUUCUGCACCCAAAAAGGAAGUUUAAUCAGCGUUCUUCAAUUGAUCCGUUCUCACGCCGAAAUAAAUGCAAGAAACAUCCUUGGAUGGACGCCUUUGCAUCUUGCCACUCUGAAUGGUAAUGUCUUGAUAGUCCAGGCCUUACUACUUAAUAAAGCUGACAAAACUAUUAAAGAUUUAUCUGGUUGUACAGCAGUACAGUUAGCAAUUAGAAACAAAAAAGAAAGCAUUUCAAAACUCUUUACUGAAGAUUCAGUUCCAGACUCUGAUGGCAAUUUUUCCACCAUUCUACAUCAGACUUUAGACCUACCUGUAAAUAAUCCUCCCAAAGCAUAAACUAACUUUUAAAAUCACAACACCAAUAAAUAUACAUAUAAAUUCAAGUUUUUAUUUAUAUCAUUUUAAACCAUAAAACAUUUGCAUGCAUUUACAAUAUGACAAGUCUAAUAUUACAUUAAUGAGGAAAGACUCAUUUAACUUGAAUAUACCAUACCAUACCAUACCAUUUUUAUUUGUUAAGCGCUUAUAAACACAGCAUUACAACUGACCGAAGCGCUGUACAGUUAAAACAAGCAAGACUAAAAGCAAAAUAUUAAAAACAAACAUUAAGAGAGAAUUAAAACAGAGACACUAAAAAAACAGGUCAGGGGACCCAAUAAAACAGAGAAAUAGCAAAAAGCAAGUGGAAAUAAGACAGGUUAAGAAUUAAAAGCCAAUGUGAAGAAGUGAGUUUUUAGGUGUGAUUUGAAUGUGGCGACUGAAGUGGCUUGCCUAACCACUAAAGGUAAGGAGUUCCAGAGCCUGGGUGCACAGACAGA